Ixodes scapularis (black-legged tick) is the source of this 1248-nucleotide messenger RNA. Its product is annotated as piggyBac transposable element-derived protein 3-like. Bases 1 to 1248 code for a protein of 415 amino acids. The record is from RefSeq and is a predicted model, not a curated record. NCBI's taxonomy places the organism in Eukaryota, Metazoa, Arthropoda, Arachnida, Ixodida, Ixodidae. The transcript has a single exon.
AUGUCUCGUAACCGUUUCUUGAGACUUAUGAAGUGCCUCCACGUUGUUAAUAACCUGGAAGUUACAGAAGAAGAGAAGAAGGACAAGCUGUGGAAGCUUCGACCCUGGAUUUUGGGACUGCAACGCAAUCUUGCAAGCAUCGAACAAGAGGAAUUUAAUGCGGUUGAUGAAAUCAUGGUCGCAUUUACAGGGAGGAGCUUUCUAAAACAAUACAUUCCCAACAAGCCGACACCAUGGGGGUUCAAGCUAUGGGGACGAGCUGGUACGACUGGCAUUCUUUACCAGUUUGAAGUUUACCAGGGACAGUCCAAUCAAGAAUACAGAUAUGGGCUUGGAGGCGACACUGUCCUUAGCAUGUGCAAUGAAGUGCCAUCCGAUGAAGGUUUCAAAGUUGCAGCUGACAACUUUUUUAGCAGCUUGGAUCUUGUGGAAGAGCUCACUGGAAGAGGCAUCCAAUUUGUUGGAACGUUGCGCCAAAACAGACUCGGAGAUUGCAAGCUUUUGGAUGAAAAAACUUUGAAAAAGCUUGGCCAAGGCGCACAUGACCAUAGAGUGGAUAAUGCGAAAGGCCUUGCUGUUGUUCGUUGGUUUGACAGAAAAGCCGUGACACUUGUGUCAAACUUUGUGUCGGUAGAGCCAGUAGGACAUGUAAAAAGGUAUGACCGUAAAGCCAAGGUGCACAUUGAUGUCCCCCGGCCGGAUAUCGUGGCUGUUUACAACAGUUUCAUGGGAGGUAUUGACCAGCACAACUACCAAGUAUCCCUGUACAAGUACACCAUCAGGUCUAGGCGCUGGUAUUUAUACAUAUUUUACCACACCAUCUACAUCUGUGUUGUGAAUGGAUGGAAUAUCCACUGGCGCCAAUGUGCACAGCUUAACACAAAGCCAAUGAAGCUAAGAACAUUCAUUGCAAUGUUGUCGGAAAGCUUGAUGCUGUCAGGGAAAGCUCCAAGGGGACGGCCGGCGUGCUUGCCAUCACCUCCAGCGAAGAAAAGGAAAGUUACGCCAAAAGAGCUGCAAAACGACAUCCGAAAGGAUGGUGUUGGGCACCUACCACUUGUCACCAGCAACAGGCUACGAUGCAAGAACUGUGUACCAAGCGCAAACAGAUUCAGCUCCAUCAUCUGUGCAAAGUGUGAAAUCACCCUGUGCGUCAACAAGGACAGAAACUGCUUCUAUGAGUACCACAAGCCACGAGCCUAUGGCUGUGCACUUAUGCCUGAAGAGAGCCCACUGUAUCAUAUGUGA